AUGACAGUCGCUAGUGAUGUCGGUGAAUUGCAAGGGUCAUCGCGUGAUAAACUUCACCAACUCGUUGAGAUAUCAGUUACAGACAACGACGUUCUUUAUAUUAGUAAUGCUGGAACCCAUCGGAUUGUUGCUGUUCAUCUUAACUCAACCACAAACAAUUAUUUUAUGGAUUCUGUGCAAGGAAAUAGUUCCGGUGAAUUCAAUCAAUCAUACAGUAUUUUCAUAUUUAACACUUCGCUCUAUGUUCUUGAACAUUUGGGUAAACGAAUACAAAAAAUGUCUCUUAACGGUUCAAAUCCAGUUGUAGUACUUAAUGUAAAAGACUUAAGUAGGCCACUGUGUUUGUUUAUCAAUGGCAACGAAAAUAUAUAUGUGAGCGAUAGAGAUGCUCACAAGGUGUUACUUUUUCGAACAAAUUCAACAAGUGGUUUAGUUGUUGCUGGUAAUGGAUCCGAUGGAUCCACCGAUACACAACUAAAUCAACCGUACGGAAUCUUUGUGAACGAGAUUGGAACCAUAUACGUUGCAGACAGUUUGAAUCACCGAAUUAUGAAAUGGCCAUUUGGAGCAUCAUCUGGUAUCCGUGUAGCUGGUGACGGAACAACUGGCAAUGAAUUAACCCACGUUAAUACACCAACGAAUAUUAUUGUUGAUAAAGAUGGAUAUAUGUAUAUUAGGGAAGAAGGUAGUUACUCUCGAAUAACAAGAUGGGCUCCCGAGUCGCACGUUGGUAUAUGUAUUGCUGCCUGCACUGGUGGCGCUGGAAUUACGGCAAAUCAAUUAUAUUCUCCUCAUUCGCUAGCGUUCGAUAGUCAAGGUUCGCUUUAUGUUGGCGAUUUUGGUAGUCAUCGAGUACAAAAAUAUGAACUUCUAAACUAUCCUAUUUCAUAUAAUCAACCAACACUUUGCGCAAACGUAACAUGGAGUCAUUAUGGAAUUGUGUUUGCUAAUGCGAAUAUGGUUGGCCAGAUGCAUCGUGGACUGUUUAUUGAUUCAAAUAAUACAAUUUAUGCAUCUCAUUCUUCUAAUAAUCAAAUUCUGAUCUGGUCUGGAAAUAAUAGCAAUCCAGAACGGAAACUAAACACUAGUUUAUUCCAGUACUCGAAUUUAUUUGUAACAUUAAAUGAUGAUCCCAGAGAUGUGAUCCUUGACGGUGACGAUUUUCUAUACAUUGUAGACACAUGCAAUCAUCGAAUAAUCCAAGUUAGAAACGAUAAUACUUAUCGGUGUAUCAUUGGUUGCCAACGAGCGCCGAUAUCGGUAUUAGAAAAGCCAUAUUCACUUCGUUUUGAUAGCAGUGGUAAUUUAUAUGUUGCUCACGAGCAUAAUCAUCGUAUUAAAAAAUUUAAUAUUUCCACGAGUUCAUGUGUGACUUCUGAACAUAUAACAACAAUAACUACAGAUUUACCUGAAACUUCGCAAUCUGCUAACGAACACGGCGGCUCAACAAUAAUCUUCAACCAAUCAUUAACAACGGGCAACUUAGUUGCACAUUCCAACACUCCACCAUCAUUAUUUUUCGUAGCACGUCUAUGUGAAGAUUCCCCGAAUAUUGGUCCAGAUUGCAUGACACCGGGUACCAUUUGUGAAAUACAAAAGCCAUGUUUAAAUGAUGGAAAUUGUACUAAUCUGAACAACAAUCAAGAUUAUAACUGUUUAUGCUCAUCGAAUUUUACUGGAAAACAUUGUGAAACCGAUCAGCGGAUUUGUAAAGAAACCACUUGUUUAAAUAACGGUAAUUGUAGUAUAACAUCAGAUUUGAAUUACAAUUGCACAUGCACAUUUGGUUAUGAAGGAAUGCGAUGUGAAAGCAGAACUAAUUUUUGUUCGAACAUUACAUGCUACAAUAAAGGCGUUUGCCGUUCAUUAUCGGAUGGUGGAUAUCUAUGCCAAUGUCUUAGUGGUACUUUUGGUAAACAUUGUGAAAAUAUUGAAUCAAGAAUUCG
This is a messenger RNA of Adineta ricciae, 1946 nucleotides long. NCBI's taxonomy places the organism in Eukaryota, Metazoa, Rotifera, Eurotatoria, Adinetida, Adinetidae. The record is from the annotation of a GenBank genome assembly.